This is a messenger RNA of Drosophila kikkawai, 5703 nucleotides long. It is a transcript of the gene clos, whose product is annotated as closca. Lineage: Eukaryota; Metazoa; Arthropoda; Insecta; Diptera; Drosophilidae. Gene Ontology annotation, biological process: signal transduction. The record is from RefSeq and is a predicted model, not a curated record.
AAAGCUUUAGGAACCGUUUGAAAAUUUCUAACUUAUAGUAAAAACUAAUCUUUCAACACGUGGCAGAGUUUAUGUUAUCUUUCUCGUUUGGUAUCGUUUACCCCUUAAUAAAUAUAUGUAUAAUGUGUUGCUUAUUGUUUAUAUUAAUCUUCGCGGGAGCAUUUGCUCAAGGAAAUAGCUUCGAAGUGCAUUUCGAAGAGACCUAUCCCACUCAUCACCUCAGCUCGGAUCAGGACUCGAUGCUACACAAACGGGCAGCGGAUGUGCCUCAGUUCUUUGAUCAAGCCAGCUUUAGCUUCGAUGGCUUAACCCGAGUGGCCUCUGUGCCCGUGCCCUUUCCCUUGGACAUUUGCAUCUUACAAUUGCCCACGGUCAAGUAUGCCACAUCCCUGCACAAGAAUGUGGCUGGAGUGCGUCACUUUGCCGUCUAUGAAUGGCGUCCUGCCGACCAGGCUUACCAACUGCUGGUCCAACUACCCGCACCGAAGGCGAUAGCCCUCGACUGCCUAGCCUUUGCUGGGCGCGGCUACGUGGCCCUGAGCUACAAUCUAACCGAGCCCGUAAAUCAAGCCCGCGAGGGUUCCCCCAUCUACGAGCUCUCCCCGGAGACGGGAAUUCGGACAGUUCAGUACUUUUCUGGAACCCAGCUGCGAGGCAUGUAUCUGCGGAUCAGCAGCCAGGAGCUGACUCUUCUGCAGGCUUUUGACUCGGCAGCACAGUGUCCCUACUUCAAGUGGAUGGGUCGAAGUUUCCAGCGUCUGGGAUCAAUUCCCUGCAGCAAUGCCCGCCGGUUAGAGGCCUUUGGCGUAGACUAUACCGACUAUGUGGCUGUGGCCAACUAUGCGGAUGCCGAGGGACGAACCACCACCCAUUCGGAAAUCUUUAGGUACGACGCCAAGACACAGAAGUUUCAGCUUUUCCAGCGACUGCGCAGCAAUGGAGCCGUCGAUGUGAAGUAUUUCAGUUUGCCAGUGAACGAGGUUAGCAGGCGACAUUUCCUGAUUCUGGGCAACACUAUUGGUGGAGCCAACGGCGAGGCGGACACCGUAAUAUAUGUGUUUGAAAAGGGCCAGUUUGUGCCCUAUCAGCGGCUGAGUUUCUUUGCUCUGGAACGGGUUCUGCCAGUUCAGCAUUCUGUGUCUGAGAAGUUUCUGCUCCUGGUGGCCUGCAACAAGCAGGACGUCAAGAUCUUCAACCUCAAUGAUUGGAGGUUCGAAGAGUCCAAGGUUCAGUUUACAGAAGGUGCCAUGAGCCGCGGCGUUGCCAGAAUGAGAAGUUAUGAGGAGGGGCCACAGAGCUUUUUAGUUAUUUCUAAUGAAAACAUGGCCGCCAAUGAGACGAACAUCUUCCAGCCUCUGUUCAAACAGGACGAGCAUGCCAAUAUACUUCGACAGCAAAUUAUUGACUGGGCUCGGGAGCAGAGAAAGCGGUUGGAGCGGGUGAAUAUAGAGGAGCUACUACAGAGGUUACAGGUAAAGCAAAAGAAACGUCAAGAGAAACUUCAGACGGCGCACAUUAAAAAAGUGAAAGCCAAAUCGUUUGAGGAUCACGACAUGCACCUGACUCCUAAGUACUGGAAAGCCUUGCAGUUGGCCAACCAAGCUCUGGAUAUUAUAGAACACAAAGCUGACACAGCCAUCACUAGACAUCCCGCUAAGAGAGCCGUCAAAGAAACCAAGGAGCAACACAAUUUCGAAGAGGUCAUCGUAGACACUCUGGUGGUGCACGGAUCCGUUCAAGCAGAUCGUAUCAAUGGAGUUGAUACCAAGAACCCUGUUUACGAGUCCGUCACAGCCAACAAAGUAUACGUGAGUGAAAAGUACACAGAACCAGCUAGAAAACAAAAGAAGCCGCUUCUCGAAGAGCUGACUGUAAAAGACCUUAAACUGGAGGGCAGGCUGAAUGGCCUUAGGUGGAAAGAUCUCUUGGAGCAGACGCUAAAACGCAGCGACACGGAUGUGCAGUUCAUCAAGGCCAUAGCGGAGAUCACAAAUCUGAAGACCGAUGCUGCACAGAUAAACGGCAAUGAGGUCAGUGAUCGACCGCUGGGUCACCUCAUCCCAGUGGAUGGCGGCAACUUUAUAGUUCAGCAGGAUGUGCAGUUCGCCCAGCCCGUCCAGGUGAACCGAUUGCUCAUCAAUCAGCGUCUCAAUCACAUACAUGUAGAUCGCCAGCGCUUUGAUGUGUUACUUAGGCAGGCGAAUUACACCCAGGUUAUUCAGGGAUCAAAGAGAUUCGAGAAUAUACGGGUUCUGGAGCCAAUUACCAUUGCGGGUCCCAUGAGCGGAGCUGAACUAAGAGCCAUGUCACCGGCAAAGGUAACUCAUCAGCCGCUGCAACUUCAAGGGGAUUUCGUAAUAGAUGGCGAUGUUACCAUUGGAAGAUUGCUGCAAAUGAGGGAUUUGGUGGAUGAACCCACUCAAAGAUCAGCAGCGGAAGUCUUAGCUCGCAGUUUGCGGCUGGAUAAGCCCCUGGAGAAUGUUAAUCUCAACUUUUUGGAGCCCCUUAGGGCCAACAAUACAGAGCUAAGCUUCCUCAACACCCGAGACUUGCAGAAUCUGGUUAAGCUAAAUGUGGAUGAAGUGCAGGUGGUGGAGGGUAUGAAGGUGUUUCCCCAAAACCUUCAGAUCAGCGAGGGCUUUGGCGAAGUCAAGUGGCUGAAUGGCAUCGAUGUGGAGAAGCUGCCGGAAACCUUGCUAACCAAGAGUGGCAACCAAACUAUUUUUACACCAAUAGAGUUGCAGGGAGUGGAAGUGGAGCAAGUGAAUACAUCCCAGAUAGCAUUAAAUGGCUUGGGGCUAGAGGAAUACCUUCAAGUUAGUGGGGAUCAGCAAUCGAAAGCCUCCCUGUUUGUAGGCUACUUGGAUGCUGGGGAAUUGAGUCUGGAGGAUCUCCACCUAAAUGGGCUGCUCUUUGGCCAACCUCUGUCCUCGAUCCUGGCACAUGGUAGCCAAAACCUGGACAGCUGGCAUCUGCCGCCCCAUUUUAAUGGCACCAUUUAUGCCCAGAAUCUUUGGCUCAGCGGAACCAUUAACCAGGUGAGUGUGACCCACUUGGAGCAGCAGUUGCAGCAGCUGGCAGGCAACAUAAAGUACGUGGGUGACUUUAACUUUGGCCACCCGGUGAAUAUAAGUUCUCUAAGCUUUGGCAAUGCCCUAAAUGGCAUCCCAGCGACUCAAUUUGGCAGCUCUUGGCUGGAGUCCGAGGGAGAUCAGAACUUUACGGCUCCCCAGGAGCUGGCAUCACUGGAGAGCAAAAAAGGUGUUUGGCUGAAGGGGCAACUCAACAAUUAUACCCUGGAUGAUCUGGUCAACCGUAGCUACAGGCUCAAUGCCUCGGAGCACCUAAAGGCAGUGCGAUUUGAAAAUCCCAUUCUCUUGCAAUCGGAGCUCCAAGUGGGUCUCUUAAAUGGGCUGCGCGUGCCGGAGGAUGUGCUUUACCAGAAUACUAAUGGAGGUUACCUCUCCACUCCCGUUGGCAUUGAGGGCAAUCUAGAGGCUUCGGACUUGUGCAAUAUAUCCACGUUAAAUGGCUAUCCUUUGGACAAGCUAAACAACUAUUUAAAUGACCAACAUCUGGACACUUUUCUGGCUGAGAAUGUAAACUUUUCCACGGCCCCCACUUACAAACUGCUGAAUGGUCACAAGCUGGACAAUCUCUUGGACCAAGUGUGGCUGGACAAUGAGGAUGUAGAGCUCAGUGGAGUCCAACUGGAGACGGGCAACUUUGAAGGCCUGCUGGAGUUCCAGGGACCCAUCAACGGGCGUCAGGUGGAGCACAUCAGGCGACACUACCUCAGCCGGACGCGCGGCCAGCAAGUGAAAACUCCCCUCAGCUUCCAGCAUGACGUCACGUUCGCACAGCCUCCGACGGCGAACGUUGUGGAACUACGUGGCAAUGCCGCCAGCGACAGUGCCGUACUUGUGGAGGGCACCAGCACCAGCACCGGCAACUUUUCUUUGAACUUUGAUGAUUUUGUGGCAAACUCUUUAAAAACCGCCGGACCCCAUACUAUUAGCGGAAAAUGGACCCUGCCGGAAGCCUUAGUUUCCGGAAAUUUAAACAAAGUCAUUGUUAAUCAACUUAAUUUAGCUGCAGAUGUUCUUAGGAUUAGCAAAGAUAAUGCUUCUUAUCCAACGAUCCUUGAGGCCCCUAAAACCGUUGAUAGCGCCAGUUUAAAUCGCCUCUAUGUCACGCCAGAUAGUCAGGUGGCAGAGGUCCCCAUGGCCAAGUGGAUCAACGAGGCGGCCUAUAUCUAUGGAAAUCACAGCAUAGCGGGAGUAACUCAUCUGGAAAACGUCAAUCUUUACAAUGAUCUUCGUGUCAAAGGACCCGUAAAUGGUGUUCUUUGGCAUCCGGAUAAACUCCUACUGCGCGACAAAGACCAAGAGAUGCAGGGAUCCCUGUUGGUGGCCAACAGUCUACCGGAGCAGCAACGAAUCUUUACAAACAAUGUAGAGAAUCUCCAAGUGGACUUUGUCAAUGGACUGCCAGUGAACGAAUUGUUGGUCAACAAGGCUCAAAACCGACCGAAUCUCCACGUAGAGAGUCAACUGGUCUUCACCCAGCCGCUAACCGUGGGCCAUUACGAGCUGGGGAACGGGAUAGGUCCGUCGGAUAAAUAUUUCAAAAGGAAACGGGAGGUGGACUCGAAUUCUGUAGAUUUCCAGCAGCUGCAGGAAAACGUGGAUGCUGUGAAGAAUAGAUUGGCUAAGCCCCCGAAAGUCCUGGAGAACUUUGCCCUAGUGCAGCAGCUACCCCAUAACGUGGAUCAUCUUCAGGUAUAUCCCUCCGGAAGCCAUGAUAUACUGGCCAUCAGCGAGAGGGAUUCCAACAAAGUUAUCUCCUAUGCCUGGCAUCCGGAUAAACACCGAUUCGUGACCGUUUCAAGCUUGUCAACACUGCCACAGCUUCGUAAGCAAGACUCGGAGCGAAUUCCACAGGACGACUCAUUCUCUGCGAUAAAGAGACUACAGCUUAGCCUGUUCACAUUCCAAUGUGUGGGGCUUCAAGAAGCGGAGAACAUGGUAAUCGAAUGCCUGGACAAGCACAACAAUAGCCGAAAAGCCAUUAUAAUUGCCAGACGAAAUGCCAAACAGUUGCUAGCAGUGGCCAAUGAUUCAGAUGAUACGUCCAUUCUGCUGAGAACCUCAAAGGCUGUGGAGCUAUGGAAAUGGAGCAACGGCAAUUACUCUUUGGUGAGGAGCCUUCUGGACGGGCAGCAGGUGGAGCACAUGACGCUGAUGCAACGUGGACCCGGUAUGGAGAGCGGUUUCUUGGCGAUAGUGGCUUCAGCAGAGAUUCGGAUUUACAGGUUCCACAGCGACGACUUUCAGCUAGAUCAAGUCUUGGAGCUUCAAGACACCCAUCAGGCGCGAAAAGUGCGCUUUAUGCACUUGCCAGAGUCCGAGGAUCUGCUGCUGUGCGUUUCCAAUCAACCACAUCAACCGCUCACCAUUUACCAGCAUCGCGGAGCCGCAGGAUUCCAGAAAAUCCUCGGCGAUAGUGUCCUGCUUGAGGCUCAAUCUUUGGACGUGCUCCAGCUGCCCGUCAAUAAGCUGCAACUGCUGUCUGUGGCCACGGCCGAAUCAGUAUACUUGGUACAACCGCAGUUUACCACACUUUAGGUCACUUAUAGUUCACAUUGAUUCGUUAACACUUGUUUUGUUGUUUUUUUCUAAAUAAAAAUUUACUUUUUAUUAA